Lachnellula hyalina is the source of this 1476-nucleotide messenger RNA. It is a transcript of the gene ADE13, whose product is annotated as Adenylosuccinate lyase. Gene Ontology annotation, cellular component: cytosol. The transcript has 13 exons. The record is from RefSeq and is a predicted model, not a curated record. NCBI's taxonomy places the organism in Eukaryota, Fungi, Ascomycota, Leotiomycetes, Helotiales, Lachnaceae. Bases 1 to 1476 code for a protein of 491 amino acids. Gene Ontology annotation, biological process: 'de novo' AMP biosynthetic process. Gene Ontology annotation, molecular function: N6-(1,2-dicarboxyethyl)AMP AMP-lyase (fumarate-forming) activity; (S)-2-(5-amino-1-(5-phospho-D-ribosyl)imidazole-4-carboxamido) succinate lyase (fumarate-forming) activity.
AUGUCUGGCAACGAUACCUAUCAAACGCCUCUGGCUUCGCGCUAUGCGAGUGCUGAAAUGAAAACCAUCUUCUCCGCGAGAACUCGAUCGAGUACUUGGCGACAACUUUGGGCAAAAGCCGAGAAGGAGCUUGGAAUUGAUAUCUCGGACGAGGCGAUCGCACAGAUGAAAGCGCAUAUUACAAUGACGGAUGAGGACUUCGUUGUUGCUGCCGUAGAGGAGAAGAGGCGCCGACACGACGUUAUGGCCCAUGUUCACGCGUUUGGUCUGGUCGCACCAGCUGCUGCUGGAAUCAUAGUGAGCAAUCUCAUAGACCAUUCGUAUCCUUAUUUCGCCAAAUUUGCCCGUCUCAAUGGGCCUUCAGAUCAUUAUGGAGCCACAUCGUGCUAUGUCACUGACAAUUCCGACCUCAUCUUCCUCCGCGACGGCCUUGACCUCAUCCUUCCCAAACUCGCCACGAUCAUUUUUAAACUCUCGCAGUUUGCAAUCGAGUACAAGGACAUGCCGACUCUAGGAUAUACACAUUACCAACCAGCCCAGCUUAUUACAGUGGGUCGUCGUGCCGCGCAAUGGAUUCAAGACCUGCUUAUGGUCUUGGAAGACAUCACCCGCGCUCGCUCGGAUCUUCGAUUUAGGGGGGCUCAAGGUACGACUGGAACUCAAGCCUCCUUUAUGGAAAUAUUCCAUGGGGAUGGUGACAAGGUCGACAAGCUCAACGACAUCCUCUGUGCCAAGGCUGGUUUCCCCACCUGCUAUUCGAUUUCCACCCAGACCUAUACCCGUCUCGUCGACUUGAGAGUAGUAAAUGCUCUGUCUGAAUUUGGUGAUGUUGUUCAAAGGAUCACGGGCGAUAUUCGACAUCUCGCCUCACAAAAAGAGAUGGAAGAGCCCUUCGAGAAAGAUCAGAUUGGAUCGUCAGCUAUGGGUCUCGGUCGCCACCUCUCCAAUCUCAACAAGAAUGCCUCUAAUACGUACUCUGCGCAAUGGUUUGAGAGGACUCUGGAUGACAGUGCGAUCCGAAGAAUCACCAUCCCUGAGGCAUUCCUGUCCGCUGAUGCUAUUUGCAUGACGCUAGACAAUGUCGUUGGCGGACUGGUCGUCUACCCAGCUAGAAUCCAUAGCAGGGUAAUGGAGGAGCUACCCUUCAUGGCCACAGAGAAUAUUAUUAUGAAGUUAGUUAGUUUGGGCAAGUCGAGACAAGAUGCUCAUGAAGAGAUCCGUGUCUUGAGUCACCAGGCUAGCGAUGUUGUCAAGAAGGAGGGCGGCAAAAACGACCUAAUCGAAAGAAUCAAGAAAACCCCCUUUUUCCAACCAAUCAUUGGUGAAGUUGACGCUAUGCUCGAGCCAAAGAACUUCAUCGGCAGAUGUCCCGAGCAAGUCUUACGAUUCUGCGGUAAAGGUAGCGAGGUUGAGAAGGCUUUGGAGCCGUAUAGGAAGCACAUUGCGGCCAGUAAGGAGGUUGAGUUGGCGGUUUAG